CAAGCACCAACAAAAAACCCGCGUUUCUGGGCGCGUGUAGCUUGCCCUGGUGGCAAUUCUCCCUAUCUGACGCCGUCCACCAACAGCAAGCUCAACCAACCAAGCAAGGCAACACAGGGGGCAAGCAAGGCGGAGUCAGCGAGGUUGGCGGGAAAUCGCAAGCACUCUCACAAACACAAGCAAGCACACAAACGCAUCAGAAGCAGGGAAGCAAGCAGAGACCAAUAAGACCCCCACCACGCGUUCACCCUUCGAAGAAGCAAAGCACAAGAAGAAGACAAGGCCAAGAACACGGCCUGUUUGUUCCAUCUUCUGUGCUGGUGUUUGUUUGUUGUGCGGUCGUCACGCCAUUCGUUGCUGUUGUCGCUUUCAGCUAGCUCCAUUGUUGUUGCUGCUACUGCGGUCGAACGAAAUCACGUGUCAAGUCAUCCGGCCGCUCCCUGCAAGCAGCAAACAGCCACGCCUUGUGCUCGCACUGUGUUGAGCCCGUGCUCUUGCCUGUCUCACACACAAGUGGCGUUGCAACCGACGGUAGAGCCCAAGUUCAACAGGUUCAGCAGACCUCUCUUACUUGUGCAUGUGCAGCAAAGUGUGCCAAAGCAAAACCCACCAACCAAGCAAGAGAGCCACACGAUAAGCACGACGAAAAGCCACCGUGCGCACACCGGCGGCACCCCACCUCCGAACAACAACAACAACAGCGUGUCGACAGUCAGCGCCACCAUCACUGAUCACAGCAAUCACGGCACCAACCACAACGAUUGCCGUCACAACCGCCUCCGAACACCGCUGACCAACCACAACGACACAACCACCACCACUGAUCACAGCACCAACCACAGACCGCAACUCACCAUGGCCGCGCCAAGAACGCCGACCAUGACGUCCCUGAUGACGUGGUUCAAGGACAACAAAGACAUCAGUGCAACCACCGACACCGAGAACGCCGCACGAUCCAAGGAGCUGCUCGAGCUGUUGAACAAAUGCAGAGAAGUUGCGGAACGAUCGCUUGCACUCAAGAUGCUUGCGCACCUGUCGAAAGGCCCUGGCCAGCCCAUCGUCUCCAAGUGCUUGCAUGCUGGGGCAUGGCAAACGCUGUUCGAUUGGCUGACCCGAGCGAGACAAACAAACCAAACUGCCGUCCUCACCGCGCUUAUGGAAACGCUACAGGUUCUUCCCGUGACACUGGAUCUCCUCACACAGAACGAGCUCGCCCGCACCGUCAAGCAGUGCCGCAAAAUACCCGAGGUGAGCGCGAAAGCGAAAGCGUUGGUGACCAAGUGGAAGACCAUUGUCACGCAAACCGGUGCCAAGUCCGCUGCCAAGCCUUCUCCCACCACGAGCACAGCACAGCAGCCGCAAUCGGCACGCCCAUCGACAGGAGUGGCGGCGGGCGCUGCUGCGGCCACCGCUGCCAAGACUGCCGUGAAGACUGCGACGGCGAAACGAAGACCCUCGCACGACGCAGAGCCGCAGGCAAAGGUGGCGCGCGUGAAGACAGAGGGAACAGCACAGCACUUGUCGGAGGCACAGAUGCGCGCCAGCGGGAAAUUUAUUCUCAAGGAAGAGCCCGGCCCAUCGCGUGCCAAAACCGCAUCGGGGACCGAUGCAACAGUCCCCGUCGCUUCCCGCAGCUUUGGAAAGGCUCAAGCCCUCGACCGCCCGGCCAGCACCAAGAGCGCCAACACGCCCCACCAGUGCAGCAACAGACAAGUCGCCCCCAGUCGCAACAGCGGCAUCAACCACGCCUUCCUCGGCAGCGACACGGACUGCAGCACCGCCCAAACCCACUGGGCCAGCACCUCCGACGCGGAAAGUCAUGGCUCCCCGCGUUCCCCUGCUUGGGCGACAACGACCAGGUGA
Salpingoeca rosetta is the source of this 1863-nucleotide messenger RNA. RefSeq lists its product as uncharacterized. The coding region runs from base 856 to 1863 and encodes 335 amino acids. The record is from RefSeq and is a predicted model, not a curated record. NCBI's taxonomy places the organism in Eukaryota, Choanoflagellata, Craspedida, Salpingoecidae. Gene Ontology annotation, cellular component: nucleus. The transcript has 9 exons.